Molecule: messenger RNA, 1667 nt
Organism: Clunio marinus
Lineage: Eukaryota; Metazoa; Arthropoda; Insecta; Diptera; Chironomidae
Source: the annotation of a GenBank genome assembly
AUCUUACUUGCAUGAAUCAAAACAAAAACAUUGAAUAUUGGAUAACUUUCAUUAUUCAUUUCCUUCUUCAUUUUAUAUAAAACAUGGCUUAUUCAAGUUGGUGCAGGCUUUGUGGAAGCACUUUAGGUAGUUUUGAAAUUUCUGGUGACAUGGAACAAAUCAUAGACGAUGUUUUAAGGUUGAAACUACCACACUUGCUGAUAUGCUUAGAUUGUGUAAGAUUUCUCAACAAUUUAAGUAUAUUUAAGACGAAAGCCCAAAUGUUACAAAGCAUGUUUAAAGAACUUCGUGAUUAUUCCGAUCUUCAUUCUACUGAAUUAUCUGAAAACGAACUAAACACUUUUCGAUCUCGCUUUGGCCUUAAGAAAAUUAAUGGAAGCGGCGAAAAGGACAUUCAUAUUGAAAAAGAAGAGGAAAUUCACGAAUUUGUAAUGCCAAGCGAAGAAGAUCAUCAUAAAGAAAGUGGAAUCGAUCAAAUUAUUGAAAUUAAAUCAAUCAAAGAAAUCACAAAUCGAAAAACUAAAGAAAAGAACGAACAAACUGAUACAGAAAAGCUGUAUGAAUUCAAAUGUCAUGUCUGCAACGAAGAAUUUACUAAAAUGCCACUUCUAACACGACAUUGUCAUGCCGUUCAUCAAACAACUCCACAAGUUUUAUGCUUUUGUGGAACAUUUCUUAGUUCAUGGAAACGUUUGAUGGCACACAAAUCAAAACACAUUAAAGAUGACAAUGGAUUCAAAUGCAAUAAGUGUAGCAUAUCAUACAAAACUUUAAGUGCUUAUGAAAAACAUCUCAAUACAAAACAUGGACCCAACGCUGUGAAAUUUAUUUGCGAAAUUUGUGGAAAAGAAUUCAAAGAACGUCACAUACUCAAAAGUCAUGAAAAAGUUCAUUUACCUGAUGAGUUGAAAUUAAAACAUCCUUGCACGUACUGUCCAAAGAAAUUUGUUAAUAAUCAUUGUCUCAAGAUUCACAUUGCUAGAAUUCAUGAGAAAGUUGCACUUCAUACAUGUGAGCUUUGUGGUAAAGGCUGCAUAACUAAAAGUGAUCUUAAAUGGCAUAUGGACAAACAUAUCGAGGAAAGAAAUUACGAAUGCAAUAUUUGUCAUUUAAAAUUUAAGAGUACGAAUUCAUUAAGAAUUCAUAAACGUCGGCACUUUAAUCAAGACACGAUCAUCGUUUGUUCAGUUUGUGGUAAAAAUUUUCACUCUCCUGGAGCGUUAAGCGCUCAUAAGCUUGUCCACUCUGAUGUCAAACGAUAUAAAUGCUUUUGUGGCAAUGAAUACAAACGUCUUGAGUCUUACAAAUGUCAUUUAUCAACACAUACAGGAGAACGUCCAUUUAGUUGUUUAUGGUGUACAAGAACGUUUGUUAAUUCUGCAAACUGUCGAAAGCAUAAACUAAAAGAUCAUCCUCAAGAAGUUGCGCAACAUGAAGCAAUAUAUGGAAAGAAAGGAGUCUCAUUGGCAGUAAAAACACAAAGCAGUUAGUUGGAAAUGACUUUUUAUUUUUUAUAAGCUUAUCAGAAGAAUAAUAAUUAAUUUAUUAAUAGAAUUAUAAAAAAAAAUCAGUUCUGUCUUUCACCUUGGUUUUAUUUAACGAACUAUUAGCGUCAUCAAAAUAUUCUAAACCAUUUUCCACGUUAAUUUAGCAUUGUGCUGGCAAUG